GCCCGGCUGCGCGCCCCGGAACCGUGCGCCCGGCGCUCAAACCGACGCCCCCAGCCCGGAGCGCAGCGAGCGGCGGGUGGGUUUGGGCAAGUGGUAACGGGGCUGAGGCGGCCGCUGCCUCGACUUCCCUCGCCGGGCACCGAAGAGGACCCUCAGAGCUGCUCGGGGCCCCAGGCGCCGGAUGACUGGCAGGAGGAACGCGCCUCGCACCUGUGCUGGUGUGUGAGUGCAGGUGCUGUGGAUCCCUAGUGUGAUACAUGAUCGAGGAAACGCUCCCCCCCUUCCCUCCUUGGCACUUCCCCCACAUGACAGGAGGACGAACUUCUGGUUAGGAGACAACUACCUGGAGCCCACGCCUCUGCCCACCAUGAAGGGGACCUGUGUCAUUGCAUGGCUGUUCUCAAGCCUGGGGUGGUGGAGACUCGUCCAGCCAGAAACGGACGCAUCUCAGUGCCAGCGAGCGGAACACCCCGUCAUUUCCUAUAAAGAAAUUGGCCCCUGGUUACGGGAGUUCAGAGCGAAGAAUGCUGUGGAUUUCUCGCAGUUAACAUUUGACCCAGGACAGAAAGAACUUGUUGUAGGAGCAAGAAACUACCUCUUCAGGUUACAGCUUGAGGAUUUGUCUCUGAUCCAGGCUGUGGAGUGGGGCUGUGAUGAAGUCACCAAGAAGGCCUGUUACAGUAAGGGCAAAUCAAAGGAGGAGUGUCAGAACUACAUCCGGGUGCUUUUGGUGGGUGGCGACCGUUUAUUUACCUGUGGGACCAAUGCUUUCACGCCUGUCUGCACCAACCGCUCGUUGAGCAACCUGACCGAAAUCCAUGAUCAGAUCAGUGGCAUGGCCCGCUGUCCCUACAGUCCCCAGCACAAUUCCACGGCUCUUCUCACGGCCGGCGGGGAGCUCUACGCUGCAACAGCCAUGGAUUUUCCCGGACGGGAUCCUGCCAUUUACCGAAGUCUGGGCAUCUUACCUCCUCUCCGCACGGCACAGUACAACUCCAAAUGGCUUAAUGAACCAAACUUCGUGUCAUCUUAUGACAUCGGAAAUUUCACCUACUUCUUUUUCCGAGAAAAUGCCGUGGAGCACGACUGUGGGAAAACCGUGUUCUCCAGAGCUGCCCGGGUCUGCAAGAAUGACAUCGGGGGGCGGUUCCUACUGGAGGACACCUGGACCACGUUCAUGAAGGCUCGCCUGAACUGCUCCCGGCCCGGGGAGGUCCCCUUUUACUACAACGAACUGCAGAGCACUUUCUUCCUGCCCGAGCUGGAUCUGAUCUAUGGCAUCUUUACGACCAACGUGAACAGCAUCGCUGCCUCGGCCGUGUGUGUCUUCAACCUGAGUGCCAUCUCCCAGGCCUUCAACGGGCCCUUCAAGUACCAGGAGAACUCGCGCUCCGCCUGGCUGCCGUAUCCCAACCCCAACCCCAACUUCCAGUGUGGCACGGUGGACCAGGGCCUGUACAUGAACCUGACCGAAAGGAAUCUGCAGGAUGCUCAGAAGUUCAUCCUGAUGCACGAGGUGGUCCAGCCUGUGACCUCGGUGCCCUCUUUCAUGGAGGACAACAGCCGCUUUUCCCACGUGGCCGUCGACGUGGUGCAGGGCAGGGACAUGCUCGUCCACAUCAUCUAUCUGGCCACAGAUUACGGCACCAUAAAGAAAGUGCGGGCGCCCCUGGCCCCGGCUGCCGGCAGCUGCCUGCUGGAGGAGAUCGAGCUCUUCCCCGAGCGGCGGGGGGAGCCCAUCAGGAGCCUGCAGCUCCUCCACAGCCGCAGCGCCCUGUUCGUGGGCCUGCAGGAGCACGUGGCCAAGAUCCCGCUGAAGAGGUGCCAGUUCCACCGAACCCGCAGUGCCUGCAUUGGGGCCCAGGACCCUUACUGUGGCUGGGACAUGGUGAUGAAGAAAUGCACGAGCCUGGAGGAGAGCCUAAGCAUGACACAAUGGGAGCAGAGCACCUCCACCUGUCCCACGAGGAAUCUCACCGUGGACGGGCACUUCGGCGCGUGGUCUCCGUGGACGCCCUGCACGCACACCGAUGGCAGCGCCGUGGGAUCCUGUCUGUGUCGCACGCGCUCCUGCGACAGCCCAGCCCCCCAGUGCGGAGGCUGGGAGUGCGAGGGCCCCCGCAUGGAGAUCGCCAACUGCUCCAGGAACGGAGGCUGGACCCCCUGGACCUCGUGGUCUCCCUGCAGCACCACCUGUGGGAUCGGCUUCCAGGUGCGCCAGCGAUCCUGCAGCAACCCCACCCCCCGGCACGGGGGCCGGGUGUGCGUGGGACAGAACCGCGAGGAGAGAUACUGCAAUGAGCAUUUGCUGUGCCCCCCACACAUGUUCUGGACAGGCUGGGGUCCUUGGGAACGGUGCACAGCCCAGUGCGGGGGCGGCAUUCAGGCUCGCCGCAGGACCUGCGAGAACGGACCUGACUGCGCGGGCUGCAAUGUGGAGUACCAGCCUUGCAAUAUCAACCCGUGCCCCGAGCUGAAGAAGACCACACCCUGGACGCCCUGGACGCCCGUCAACAUCUCGGACAAUGGGGGCCACUAUGAGCAGCGAUUUCGCUACACGUGCAAAGCCCGCCUGCCUGAUCCAAAUCUGCUGGAAGUGGGAAGACAGAGAAUCGAGAUGCGAUACUGUUCUAGCGAUGGAACCAGCGGCUGCUCUGCAGACGGCCUUUCUGGCGAUUUCCUGCGUGCCGGGAGAUACUCCGCCCACACCGUCAACGGGGCGUGGUCGGCCUGGACGUCGUGGUCACAGUGCAGCCGCGACUGCAGCAGGGGCAUCCGGAACCGGAAGCGGGUUUGCAACAAUCCCGAGCCCAAGUAUGGGGGCUUGCCUUGCCUGGGCCCCUCCCUGGAAUACCAGGAAUGCAACAUUCUGCCCUGCCCAGUGGAUGGCGUGUGGUCUUGCUGGUCUCCCUGGUCAAAAUGCUCGGCGACCUGUGGCGGUGGACACUACAUGAGGACCCGCUCGUGCACAAACCCGGCCCCAGCCUACGGAGGAGACAUCUGCCUGGGGCUACAUACGGAGGAAGCUCUCUGCAACACGCAGCCCUGCCCCGAGAGCUGGUCGGAGUGGUCAGACUGGUCUGAGUGUGACGUGUCUGGAGUCCAGAUCCGUGCCCGCCAGUGCAUCCUUCUGUUCCCUGUGGGCAGCCAGUGUUCUGGAAACACCACGGAGAGCCGGCCGUGUGUGUUUGAUUCCAAUUUCAUCCCAGAAGUAUCUGUGGCGAGAUCCAGUAGUGUAGAAGAGAAAAGGUGUGGGGAGUUCAACAUGUUCCACAUGAUUGCCGUGGGGCUGAGCAGCUCCAUCUUGGGCUGCCUCCUUACGCUACUCGUCUACACCUACUGCCAGCGGUACCAGCAGCAGUCCCACGACGCCACCGUCAUCCACCCUGUUGCUCCCGCCCCUCUCAACACCAGCAUAACUAACCAUAUUAACAAACUGGACAAGUACGACUCAGUGGAAGCCAUCAAGGCAUUUAACAAAAACAACUUGAUCCUAGAGGAAAGAAACAAAUACUUCAACCCGCAUCUCACUGGGAAAACCUAUUCUAAUGCCUACUUUACAGAUCUCAACAAUUACGACGAGUACUAAUAGUUGUUAUAUUUUUGGCUUCUUGUAAUUCCCCAGUUCCUCAAGGCCUGUGCUCCAUGACUGCCCAUGUUUCCAAGACUUCAGAGUUGAAGUUUGGAUACAUUUCAAGUGCAUUUCAAGCCAUGAGUUUCCCAUUGCUACCAAAAACAGACAUCCUUAAAAGCAACACAGAUCUAAAUAUGAUGUCGUGAAAAUCUGGUCUCAAUGCUUGAUCAUUGUUGAGUGAGCCAUGGUGUGAGGCUUUGUUUUGUUUUGUUUUACUGUGUUCAGUCCAUUUUUUUUCUAACAAGUCACUUGUUUUCUUGAGUUUUUUACUAAAUGUACCAUCCACAUGGGAAGGAGUCUUUAGAAAUAGGAAUGUCUUCCUGCUCUGGGGCAUAAAUCUUUAUGAUGUUUUAAUCCAACAAAAGAGACACUUCAGCCGAGAGUCCCCAUUCUCCAUAAGGCGUGUUAGGUCUGUAAGUAUUUGAUGAAACGAAGAAUACGAAUGUGGCCAUAGAGUUCUGCACCCUGGAUCCCCUGUCUUCCCAACCUGAAUAAUUCUGUGGAAUCCGUGGAAGCGACUUGCGUGUUUGGACUUGGAACGGUUCUUGCCUGGGGGAAGGGCAGGGAUUCACCCCAGCUUGUAUCUGCGGAGGUGAUGGUGUGAGGUAUGACACACGCUUCCCCUGGUCUUAAUGCAGUUACUGUGUUAUCCCUGGUGGAGGCGCACUCACAGACCAGAGCCACAAACACAAGGAAGGGUCCAGCAUUCCGUGCGAUGCUACGAGGCUAGCCAUAGUCUCCCUCCUGGAUUUCACAGCAUUCCAGGGAGCUCCUUGCCAUGCGGUUGGUCUGGAAGCCCCGCCCCUGUCCAGUCCAUAGCAGCAUCCUGAAGAGACGACCCGUAAAACCAGCACUUGCUCAACAUUUGGAUAGACGCCACACCUUCUGUGUCCCUGCAAAGAAAAAAUCUUAAACAUUCAUGACACCAAUGGGGGAAAGCAUUAAAAAUACUGGAAUGUAAUGGGAACCGACUUUUUUAUUUUUUAUUUUUUUUUUAUCUUCCAUGUUAUGGAAAGGAUUGAAAGAACUGACCUUUAAUGAAAGACAACUUUCUAAUUUCUAUCUCCCGGUAGAACUAGUGUAUGGCCAUCAUCCCCUUCCCAGAGCAUUACUGAUGUGUAAAGCUGGCUUUCUUCACCCCCGCGCUGUAAAUAGCAAAGUGCCCCCCAAGCUGUCAUUUGCCGCCUCCGGGUCAGGUGAGGAGGAGACGUCCAGUUCUGGUGCCUUUGGUUUCUGUCUCAGUGCUGCCUUCCUACCUGCCCCCUCCCGCUUCUCCCUGCAUGGAGGCAACAGCAUUUCAAGAUGUACCUUGAGAAAGCAGGGAUGUGAGGUUUUUAAUGAUCCCUGUGGUUCUGAGCAUUGAUCACUGGUAAGCAUUUCAGAGUGUUAUAAUACUAUUCAUAGAGGUCUCCAGAAAGGAAAAAAAAAAAAAGGCGGGAUAAAUUACUCAUAAGCAACUGAUAAAUAAUACAUGGCAGUUGACUGACUAGUCUUCGAAAGUAAGAACAAGAUUGAAACUGUUCAUCUGAUGCCUAAGUGGUCAGUAAAAUGUGUUCUUUUUGCUCAAUGAACCUUCCGGUUUCCGAAGAUGUAUAGCACGGGCGUUGAGGAACACGGACUUAUUAGCACACAUGUUUUUAUCCUACCCCAUGUAAAGAAACAAUCUCAGAAAGUGUUGGGGGGAAAAAGCCCAUGUAUACUAAUGAAUAUUGUUGCAUUGAAAAUACUCCCAUGUACCCAGGCUUCCAGAAGCUACUGUACUAAAAUUCAAUUUUAAAUGGCAGGUGGUCUCAGAGAGGCCUGGUAGAUUGCAAGUGAAUGGUAUUCUGGGUCUUUCUGGUGGGGAGUUCAUGUGGCCUCUCCUGCAUUGUUGUCUGCUGUUUGAGACGACUCUGUCUGGACGCACAGAGCCAAAGUCCAUACUCAGGAGGUGAAAUUCAGUCCAAUGGUUUCCUCUUUGUUCCAGAGCUAGAUUUUCAACUGGUGUUAUCACUUUUCUAUAAGAAAAAACGCCUUCACUGUGAAGCAUGUUAUAGUUGUUUUUUGAAUCCCUCCCCCGAGUGUUUUCUAAGCUUAAAAGGUCAUUUUAUUUCCCUAAGGAAAGAGGAUACUAAUUUCAAGAAAGCAUCAGUGGACCUGAUUGGAAAUGCUUUCUCAAUGCUGUCGAGGCUGGACUUCAGUCAGUGUCAUGCUGUGGCCCGUGACAGCAUCCACCUUCCACACCGAACUGUCAUGUUGGCGAUUGCCUACAUCCUGGAUUCAUCACUGCAAAGAAAGGCCCUCAUUUUUGUUCCCGGACACUCCCCUCAAAGACAGAUUAUUCUGGCUUCUCUUUCUCUCUGUCUCUCUCCUCUGUCUCUCUCGCAUUCUCCUUAUUUCACAGAGUUUCAAUUGGUUUAGAAUAAUUUCAAAUAUAGUCGAAGUAUUGUCAUCAGCUAUGGAGUAACUUGCUUUUCUAGCUUUCAUGUGUCUGUGCCUCCCCUCACACCUCCUGUGUUGCGUGAGCCCAGGUGGGUUUUUACAGUGGUGUUUACCACUUCCCCUGGGACUUCCUCCCUAAGGAGCCUCCCUGGGGGCUGAGUGUGGGAUUCCCCUCUCUGUGGGUCCUGUUGUAAGUUUCUGAAUGACCGUUUCCUUCUGUCUUUUUCUUUUCCUUCUUUUCCUUUCUUCUGUUUUUUUCCUUCUUUCCUUCCUUCCUCCUUCCUUCCUUCCUUCCUUCCUUCCUUCCUUCCUUCCUUCCUUCUUUCCUUCCAAGCAGCACAGAUAGAGACUAAUAUUUUAAAGCUGCACCCCCUCUGAACCUAACCUCAAAUGACACUAAUCCCAGUUUAAUCUCUAGGAUUAUUUCUGGAUACGGUUGAAGUUUGGCUGGUUUUCGUUAGGACACUGGCUUUUAGUCUCACAUUCAAAUUCUUUGGAAGGGAGUCCCAGGGGCGGUGCUGCUCAGGGUCCUUUCUCCAGAGGGGACUGUCACCAGGGGGCUGCAUCCUCCCACAGGAAGGAUGCACAGCAGGGCCCUUCCCAGGCCCCUCCUGUUGGGGGGGGGGCGGUGUAGGUGAGGAGCCCCGGGCUGUGUCACCCUGAGCCACAGGACUGGGACUUCGGAGGAUUCUGGGGCCGGGUGGGCUCUGUCCCACGGAGGCCCCGCGGUCACCAGACUGGGCGCUGCCCCGCACGUUUGCCCCCCUUGCCGGGGACCCGUUUCCGUGGGGUCCCCUGAACCCCCUCCUCCAGGGAUGCCCCGAGCCUGCUCACCCCCGGCGCUGCCUCGUGUGCAGGGCAGGUGCAGGGGCUGGCGGGGGCACUGGGGUGUCCCUGCUCUGGGGGGAGCCCGGUCCCCGGGAAGGGGCCGCCCGCGUGCCCGGGGGGACCGGGGUCUGGCCCCACUGCCUCGCGGGCCAAUGCCAAAGAGAAGAGGAGGUGGGAAAGGGCGGGAAGUAGGGGGGUGUGGGAAGAUGGGGACCCGGCGGCUCCGGGCCGAGUGGGAGGGAUGUCCCGGGUGGGGAGCCCGGACCCGCCAGCUCUGUGGGUCUGAAGCCAGGACCCUGGGGGGAUCCACUGCGCAGACCGCAGGGGGUUCCGCCCCGGGCGCCCUCGUGUCCUGCUCUGUCCGCACAAGGGUGAGGCCUUGGGGGCCCCCCGCCCAGGAGGGUGCGCAUUUGCACCCCAGGCUGUGGUGGCACUGGCUGGGCAGAGUCUUCCAAGCUGUGACAGAGUCCCAACGGGGGAUGCCGCGUCCCAGGGCCACCUGCCGGGGUACACGCGGGUGAAACUGAAGAUCAGAGAUUUUAUUUGAAGUCUGUAGGAGUCUGCACUCAGCUAGUCAUGUUGUCCAAAUACCUGUUUGAUGCACAAAGUGCAGCUUUCCUUGCUAGUCCUUGAAUUCACACAUAUCUUUAUGCUUCUCUAUGAUAAUUACUUGCUCUCCGAAUAAACCGUGAACAUUUCCCCAGCACUGUCACACCACCUCCGGCAGGAAGUCUUUUACACUCCAGUGGGGUUUUCUUGUGUGGCAUUUGGGGGCAACUCCAAAUUUCGCAUUUCUGUCUCAAAAGAGGGCUCUGGGGCACCUCCCCAGGGGCAGCAGGUACCAGCGGUGGAUCCAGUGAACUGCUUCUGCCUCAAAGCAGCCCUGCUCCACAGAACAGGAUUGUCCCUAAGCCUCCAGCUCCAAUAAUCAAUGUUCAUGAAGGCGGGGACUAAAAUGAUUACCUUGAAUCAACUCAUAUGCAAACUCUCUGCUGUGCUUUCCAGGAUAGGAUGGGGCAAAGUGGAAUUCUCAGACCGCGUUGGCUUACCCCAUACAUCCAUCCCUUCUAAUGUCUCCAUUAUGUCAUGAUAAUUCUUGUUGACCUGUUGAUAAUACGUUGACACAAUAUUGCAAGUUUGAUUACCUACGAUUAUCAGAAACUAGAAAGCCAUUCUGAGCCCUUGCUUCUCUCAAUGGGAAUGAAAUGGAAGAACAUAAAGUAACAGUCACUUUGGCCUGAGAAAUGCACAAAAAGAAAUGCCAGUCAUUGCAUGGUGUAUCCCCGUGUGAGAGAAAAGAUUUGGAGGCCAGGAGCCAUGAUGGAAUUUAUUUCGGCUGCUCUCCCCUAUUGAGGUCAUUAAUAAGAACUGAUUUAAAGAGCUUUGUAACUCUACAAAUGCCGACUCGAGGUAUUCAUGUUAUCUGUUUUGAUAGCCUGAUAAAACACAGGGAAAUACCUUGUUGGAAUCCUUGCUUUUCUCUUUUGGAAACUGACAAGUAAUGAACAAGAUGCAUUGUUGAAUUAUUGGCAGGAAUUUCUGUAAUGACUAUUCUAUACUCCUUUUUUAUGGACUAUAUUAAGGGUGUGUUAUACAUGUUUUGGGAAGUAGAUGAAUCAAAGUUUUUUCAUAUGUCAUAUGCCAUAUGUCACAUUAUCAAAAAUUUGGUCUAUAUUACGAAAGCAUCAGGAACAGGGAUUGUUUUCUCUUGAAAAUAUAGCUUAUGCCGCACAGGGACUUAGAACAUCAUCAAAACCAAAAGCAGAGCCUGACAGCAUGUUCAUUUCCUAGCGGAAGAUGUCUCAUAGUAUUUGCAAAAGAUCGUAUUAGUUCUGCCACAGAAAGCAAUCAAGCUUAUUACCCAUGACCAGAGUCAGAAUCCAUUUUUGUUCAAGCAAACAGGUUUUACUGUAUUGACAUGAUGAGGAUAACUAGUCAAGGGCAUUUAAAAACCUGAAAGGAACAAAGGAGAGGGAGAAAACCACGCUGUGGCGUUUCUUAAACCACCAUGUUGGGCUGGCAAUACCACCCACUCCGUCGCUUCAUAUUUAGUAAGAAAUCUGAGGCCAGUAGUUUGACCACGACCCUAUUAUUUUUUAGCUUUGGUUGAAAGGCCAAGUGGCCCAAAUGUUAGGUGAACGGUGGUUCAAAUGCUAGACAAAUACAGGCUGGGAGCCCAAUCUGGAUUCUGGAAAAUCCAAACAGUCCUUCUGUCAUGUCGCUAAGAAGAGAGCGUUGUUAGCCAUCCUCCCUAAGUGCAGAGAGUUUCAUUUUCUAUAUACAAAGUUGCCAGUGCCUUGUUUAAGAUGGUGAUUUGUCCUCCCAUCUGGAUAUUGUUGGUUCCAAUUCAAAGCAGAGGACUGACUGGCUACACUCUGAAGAAAAUCAUUCUUACCUGUCUCUUUGAACUCAGGAAUAGAAAACGACCAAGGAGCACAUCCUAGUCGGGUGUCAUGUCUGCCCCCACUGGGUACGGCAUGCAGCACCGGAACAGGGGCAGAAGUGUGCUCAGAGUUCAGGUUAAUCUGGUCUCAGCCUUCCAGAAACUGACAUCACCUUAAUUUUACAUCUUCCGUGAAACACCUUAGUGUCUGGUCUGUAGUAGGGAUGCCGAUGUGCUGUCUAUAGAAGUUAGAGUUUUGUUACUGACCCCUUUCAGGCAAGUCCAAGGUACAGGAAAAUCAGGUUCGUGGCAGCUGGCACAGAUACAGUGAGUGGAGUGAGAACCACCUAGAACAUUGUGUGUGUGUGUUUUAAGGCAAUUUCAAAACUGCUUCACAAGUUCACAAAGUUGUCACCCUUAAUUUGGGUUAAGAAAGUUAACAGUGUUUUCUCUGCUGAAGGUGUUUUCUCUUAUACCAUGACUGUUGGCCAAAAUCAAACUUUAACUUCUGCACUUUGAGGGAAAGCACAGUGUGAACCUUCAACCCAGGCACCUACAGUCACCACUGAAACUCUCCAUCAUCUGCAAAGAAAAUGCACAAACUUGCUCCCUUGUAGGAUUCUUCAAAAGCGUGUAAUGAAGCUUGCGUGUUACGCCCCUUGAUGUGACUUUUGAAGACGUUAUGAAAUGUUAAAUGCCUCAUUCUGUGUGAAUUUGCUGUUGCUGUUUUGUGAUACAAAAUAAACUUCCUUGGGAUUGU
This is a messenger RNA of Panthera uncia (snow leopard), 10026 nucleotides long. It is a transcript of the gene SEMA5A, whose product is annotated as semaphorin 5A. Gene Ontology annotation, molecular function: chemorepellent activity; semaphorin receptor binding. Lineage: Eukaryota; Metazoa; Chordata; Mammalia; Carnivora; Felidae. Gene Ontology annotation, biological process: axon guidance; semaphorin-plexin signaling pathway; axon extension. The record is from RefSeq and is a predicted model, not a curated record. The transcript has 23 exons. The coding region runs from base 368 to 3589 and encodes 1073 amino acids.